CGCAGAUAGAUGGUAAGCGGGAGUCGAGAGGAUUGGGACUGAAUUCUGUAUGGGACAAGAACUCGUGGACGCCGUACAGUAAAGAACAUGCCCUCAUGCUGACCUCCAGGCGCUGACGAGAAAACCUCCUCCUCCCCCGCCUUCGGACGAUCACGCAGUUUGGCCGUCCGAGCCCAGCCCAGCAGUACUAUUGGCGCCAGCGUCUCCACCGAGGGGCGCUCUUCUCCUCCGAGACCGGCCGAGAAACCCCCGUCGUUCCCGCUACGCCCCCCCCCCUGCCUGCUCCUCCUGCCCUCACCGCUCUGCUCCUCUCCUGCGCUGACCGCCGACCUCGACCUGCCCGCCGCCAUGUCCAUCGCGCUCAAGCAGGUCUUCAACAAGGACAAGACCUUCAGGCCCAAGCGUAAGUUCGAGCCGGGCACGCAGCGCUUCGAACUGCACAAGCGGGCGCAGGCCUCGCUCAACUCGGGCGUGGACCUGCGCGCCGCCGUCCAGCUGCCGCACGGCGAGGACCUGAACGACUGGGUGGCCGUGCACGUGGUGGACUUCUUCAACCGCAUCAACCUCAUCUACGGCACCGUCUGCGAGUUCUGCACGGAGAAGAGCUGCCCGGUCAUGUCGGGCGGGCCCCGCUACGAGUACCGCUGGCAGGACGAUCACAAGUACAAGCGCCCCACACCACUGCCCGCCCCUACCUACAUGAACCUGCUCAUGGACUGGAUUGAGGUGCAGAUCAACAAUGAGGACAUCUUCCCCACCAGCAUAGGAAUCCCCUUCCCCAAGAACUUCAUCCAGAUCUGUAAGAAGAUCCUGUGCCGGCUCUUCCGUGUCUUCGUGCACGUCUACAUCCACCACUUCGACCGCAUGAUCCAGAUGGGCGCCGAGGCGCACGUCAACACCUGCUACAAGCACUUCUACUACUUCUGCACCGAGCUCAACCUCAUAGACCGCAAGGAGCUCGAGCCACUGAAAGAGAUGACCUCACGCAUGUGUCAUUGAACACCGGUGGGGCUUGCCAUCCUUGAGACCACACUUUGGAACCCCACCCUGUUUACAGGAGGUUGCCAUGGAGACCAGAGGGAGCACCAGCAGAACUGACUCUAAACCUUGAUGACAUCAUCAGGGCUCUGAGGGCCAGGAAGAAAACCUGCUGCCAGGGUUGAAAACAUAACAAGCCCUUUAAACCAACCCCACACACCCACCUUACCCCCCUCUCUCACCCUGGGCAUGGAGAGGGGCAGACUAACGUUUACGUGAAUAAGCGAAACAACACCACCUACUGGUGAAAUUGGCACUCUAUUGUGCUAUAAGGCUAAUUUCCACAAGAUGGCGAUCUUGUCCCAACUAUACUGUAGUUGAGCAAAUUUGUGGUGAAUCAGAGUAGUGCUAGAGGACCAUCUGCCUGGUUCUGAUUUUUCUGACUCUGAAUUACUGCUGAAUCUACUACAUAACAUGUUUUUUACUUUGGUCCAACUUGUACAUUGUCUCUUAAUUCCUGAUUUUUGCAAUGAUGUUGUGGACUCAUUAGUUUAUUUUUUUAAACAAAUUGAUCUUCCUACUAGUUUUCACAAAUAUUUUACUACUUCUAUGUGUUUAUAAUUUACUUGAGGUUUUUGGAGUGGAGACUGCCAAAUUUAAUUGUCAAUAUGAUUUUCCUAAAGUCAAGCUUGUUUUAAGUGGUUGGCCACCGCCUGUGUACUGAUAGGGGUUUUGACUAACUGACCUGUUAAAGUUGUCAGGAUGUUUGGACCUGCAGUGAGACUUUUGAUCAUUCUCUUUUUAAUUAUUAGAACUCAAGAACAAAGAGCAUUAAAGUUUGACAUAAAUGUUCGGUUCCUGGGAUAAGCAGCGUUUGCAGUGCAGUGGUAUGGUACGCAACAGGAUAACUCUGUCAAUGAGAGGCAGAGCAUUGAAUUGGUUCCAGAACUUUUUUUGGGGGGGUCUCUUUUGGUCACUAAGUGAUUCUUGGUAGCAUAAGGCAACAUGUACAGACAUGUUUGUGUUGUCAACCUCUGUCCAGGUCUUUGUCUAUGUAGUGAAAUAAAUUGUAAUUUUUGUUGUGUUGCUGCUUGUCACACAUCAUGUCAGGUGUGAUUCAACAACUCUGUUGAUAAUUCAGUACAAUAUUUCUGUGUGCGACCAGUUGUUUAACAAGGCCACACACAAACACAAAGUUUUUCAGUCUCUGCAAGCUAACCAAGAGUGUAGCAUUCCUGAAGUGGACUAUCAUUAACAACACUGACAUUUUGCUUUCUCUUUUUUCAUUGGUUUGUUGUUUCCUAUAAACCGCAGCUUGAACACCUCUGUUUCUUCACAUGUCAAUCUCUUGUUGUAAACUAAAAGAUGUUGAUGAUUCUAUGUAAAGCGAACAAUUGAAGCAAUAAAGAGUGUAUUUUGAUUCAA
Alosa alosa (allis shad) is the source of this 2403-nucleotide messenger RNA. Its product is annotated as MOB kinase activator 3B. Gene Ontology annotation, biological process: positive regulation of protein phosphorylation; signal transduction. Gene Ontology annotation, cellular component: cytoplasm; nucleus. The record is from RefSeq and is a predicted model, not a curated record. Gene Ontology annotation, molecular function: protein kinase activator activity. The transcript is spliced from 4 exons. NCBI's taxonomy places the organism in Eukaryota, Metazoa, Chordata, Actinopteri, Clupeiformes, Clupeidae. The coding region runs from base 349 to 999 and encodes 216 amino acids.